ACACACCCUCUCUGAUGAAGGACAACAAGCUGCAACAAGCUGCGUCACUUCACUCCGUCUGAUGGAAGCUGAAGUGAAGCACGGAGCUCCUUUUCUACAGACCUGCUGAGGACAGAAGAGAGCUGCACACUGAGGAAGUUCAUGUCUACAAGAUCACAGGUUGUUCUGAAGGUGUAAAGGUGUGGACUCUGCAAUGAAUCAGGCUGAGGACCCAGAGGACAGUGUCCCUCCCUCUGAAGCCCCUCUGUGUGGGGGACAUGACAGACAGACCAAAGCUCAGAGGACCAAUCAGAGACCAGGACCAGCAGCUGGACCUGAUUCUGAACCUGGUCUGCGAUCUGGACCUGAACCCAGCUGUGUGUCCAUGACGAGUAACCGGUCUAAGGAAUGGCCUAUAGAAUUCAAAGAUGGCCGUUCCUCUGCUGAUGCAAGUUCACAUCAGCAGAGAGAAAAGUCUCUUGAACCAAGCUGUGAGUCCAUGAGGAGUGAUUGGUGUAAAGAUGUUCUACAUUACUUCAAUGGUCAACGCCAACCUUAUGACCCUGAAGAAGACCAGAAGAGCUUGGAGGUUCCCACAGGUCAGUCUGCCCAGCAGCAUCAAACACACCUGGACUCCAUCUUCAUGCUGCUGGAGGAGGACAUCCUCACUUUUGUGAAGAACGAGCUAAAGACGAUCCAGAAGGUUGUGAGUUCAGGUUACCCAGAAUGCUUGGAGAUGGAGGAUGAAGAGGUGCUGGAUGAAGAGCUGAGGAGGAGCAGAGAGGCAUUUGUGAAGAUCUCAGUGCACUUCCUGAGGAGAAUGAAGCAAGAGGAGCUGGCUGACCGUCUGCAGAGCAGUCUUCUUCCUAAAGAUUGUCAACGUGAACUCAAAUCCAACCUGAAGAAGAAGUUCCAGUCUGUGUUUGAGGGCAUCGCUAAAGCAGGAAACAAAACCCUUCUGAAUGAGAUCUACACAGAGCUCUACAUCACAGAGGGAGGGACUGUAGAGGUAAAUGAAGAACAUGAGGUCAGACAGAUUGAAACAGCAUCCAGGAAACGAGCCAGACCAGAAACAACCAUCAGACGAGAAGACCUCUUCAAAGCCUCAGCUGGAAGAGAGGAACCAAUCAGAACAGUGAUGACUAAGGGAGUGGCUGGCAUUGGGAAAACAGUCUUAACACAGAAGUUCACUCUGGACUGGGCUGAAGACAAAGACCACCAGGACAUAGAGUUCACAUUUCCAUUCACCUUCAGAGAGCUGAAUGUGCUGAGAGAGAAGAGGUUCAGCUUGGUGGGACUUGUUCAUCACUUCUUCAGUGAAACCAGAGCAGCAGGAAUCUGCAGCUUUGAAGAGUUCCAGGUUGUGUUCAUCUUUGACGGUCUGGAUGAGUGUCGACUUCCUCUGGACUUCCACAACAAUGAGAUCCUGACUGAUGUCACAGAGUCGGCCUCAGUGGAUGUGCUCCUCACAAACCUAUUCAGUGGGAAGCUGCUUCCCUCUGCUCGCCUCUGGAUAACCACACGACCUGCAGCAGCCAAUCAGAUCCCUGUUGAGUGUGUUGACAUGGUGACGGAGGUCAGAGGGUUCAAUGACCCCCAAAAGGAGGAGUACUUCAGGAAGAGGUUCAGAGAUAACAAGCAGACCCGCAGGAUCAUCUCUCACAUCAAGACCUCACGAAGCCUCCACAUCAUGUGCCACAUCCCAGUCUUCUGCUGGAUCACUGCUACAGUUGUGGAGGACGUGUUGAACACCACAGAGCUGCCCAAGACCCUGACUGAGAUGUAUAUCCACUUCCUGGUGGUCCAGUCCAAAGUGAAGAAGGUCAAGUACGAUGGCGGGUCUGAGACGGAUCCACACUGGAGUCCAGAGAGCAGGAAGAUGAUCGAGUCUCUGGGAAAAUUGGCCUUUGAUCAGCUGCAGAAAGGCAACCUGAUCUUCUAUGAAUCUGACCUGACAGAGUGUGGCAUCGAUAUCAGAGCAGCCUCAGUGUACUCAGGAGUGUUCACUCAGAUCUUUAGAGAGGAGAGAGGACUGUACCAGGACAAGGUGUUCUGCUUCGUCCAUCUGAGUGUUCAAGAGUUUCUGGCUGCUCUUCAUGUCCAUCUGACCUUUUUCAGCUCUGGUGUCAAUCUGCUGUCAGAAGAACAAACAACCUUCCUGUUGUCUAAAGCCUUUGCUGACAAUCCUGAGCCAAUGCGUCUCUAUCAGAGUGCUGUGAACAAGGCCUUACAGAGUCCUAAUGGACACCUGGACUUGUUCCUCCGCUUCCUCCUGGGUCUUUCCCAGGAGACCAAUCAGACUCUUCUACGAGGUCUUCUGACACAGACAGGAAGUCGCUCACUGACCAAUCAGGAGACAAUCCACUACAUCAAGGAGAAGAUCAGUGAGGAUGUGUCUCCAGAGAAAAGCAUCAAUCUGUUCCACUGUCUGAAUGAAUUGAAUGAUGUUUCUCUAGUGGAGGAAAUCCAACGGUCCCUAAGAUCAGGACGUCUCUCCUCAGAUAAAAUGUCUCCUGCUCAGUGGUCAGCUCUGGUCUUCAUCUUAAUGUCAUCACAGGAAGAUCUGGAGGUGUUUGACCUUAAGAAAUGUCAUGCUUCAGAUGUGGCUCUUCUCAGGCUGCUGCCAGUGGUCAAAGCCUCCAACAAAGCUCAACUGAGUGACUGUAACCUCUCAGAGAGAAGCUGUGAAGUUUUGUCCUCAGUCCUCAGCUCCCAGUCCUCUAGUCUGAGAGAACUGGAUCUGAGCUACAACGGCCUGCAGGAUUCAGGAGUGAAGCUGCUGUGUGAAGGACUGAAGAGUCCACACUGUGACCUGGAGACUCUCAGGCUCUCAGGCUGUCUGAUCACAGAGGAAGGCUUUGCAUCUCUGGCCUCAGCUCUGAGCUCCAACCCCUCCCACCUGAGAGAGCUGGACCUGAGCUACAACCAUCCAGGAGACUUAGGAGUGAAACUUCUGUCUGCUGGACUAGAGGAUCCACACUGGAGACUGGAAACUCUCAGGGUGGAGCCUGCUGGAGUCCAAUGGUUCAGACCAGGUCUGAUGAAGUAUUCCUGUGAACUCACAUUCGACACAAACACAGUAAACAGACAAAUCAAACUGUCUGACAACAACAAGAAGGUGACACAUGUAAAAGAGGAGGAGGAUCAGUCAUACCCUGAUCAUCCAGACAGAUUUGACUACUGGCCUCAGCUUCUGUGUAGAACUGGUCUGACUGGUCGCUUUUACUGGGAGGUCGAGUGGAGUGGAAUGGUUUCUAUAUCAGUGAGUUACAAAGGAAUCAAGAGGAAAGGAGGCAGUAAAGACUGUUGGUUUGGACACAAUGAUCAGUCCUGGAGUCUGAGAUGCUCAAAUGAUGAAGGUUACUCUGUCCGUCACAAUAAGAUAUUAACACGCAUCACCUCCUCCUCCUCCUCCUCUGGUAGAGUAGCAGUGUAUGUGGACUGUCCUGCUGGCUCUCUGUCCUUCUACAGAGUCUCCUCUGACACACUGAUCCACCUCCACACCUUCAGCACCACAUUCACUGAACCUCUUUAUCCUGGGUCAUUCUCUUUCCUGAUACCUCAGUGUCUCUGUGUUCUCUGCAGGAGGGAGAGUCUCCUCCUGGUGUAGAACCUUCCUUUCUGCAGGUCUGUCAUCUGCCCACCCCCCCUCCCUAAAUUUGAUAAAUGUCUCUGUAGGAGCCACGAAGGUGGUUAUUAUAUACGAUCUGACUAAUAUAAAAUGUUAAGUAAAAUAGUUUAAUGGUUUAUAUUUGGGACACUUGGGUUAAUAUAUUUCGUUAAUUUUUGUUAAUUGCAUAUCACCGUAAUUGGGGGCGGUAACUUUUAAUUCAUUAUAAUAGCAGGUGCACAGACGGAAGUAACGAGAGAGAGAGAGAGAGAGGGUGAGUUACGGGGACGCCGUAUUUUUGUAGACCGCUGUUGCGCAGCUACGCCGUAACACUGUUACGUUGCUCCGACGUUACGCUUCUACACUGAUGAACUUUGUUUAAGCCUACAUUGUAAUUUUCCUUUUACGUUGACCCCGUUAUGUAUACUGGAUUAAGAUGGACUAGUAUUUCAAAAAACCUGUCAAACGCAUCAUCGGAUCUGAGCGGACAUUUUGUUUGGUACAGCGUGUCACAAUGUGCCACACCCAUACCUUAGCCUCUCAGCGACUGUUUUGUUUGGAUACAUGUCACUACAGUCUCUGUAUGAUAAACUGUCCUCAUUUGACUGUUCUUCAUUUUUAUUUAGCUGUUUUUUCAAGAAAUUUGUUUGUAAUGAGAAAAAAAUUGUGUGACCUGCUCAUCGCGGUUUUAUGUGUUGCACGUUUGCCGAGUCGCGCUGAGAAGGAGGCGCCGAGUCGAUCCAGGAGCACAUAUCUGGGAUCAGUGCACGUCCACGGCCUUCUUAAGUAGACCACGAUGUCCAUCACACAUUCACUGAUGCUGAAAUGGAGAAGACGCCGCGCGGAGCAUGUUUCUCACCCGCUGAUCAGCAACUGAUCAAAUACAUGAGGAGGUGAAGCAUGUAAUACGCAAAGAAAGGAAUAUGGCAGCUGUAAUUAAACAGAGAAAAAGCCUGGCAGACAAUCGCGGACCAACUGAAUGCGGAAGGAUUUAAAAAUAUCUACUUACCAGGAAGUUGUACACUCUUGUUUUUAUUGCUUUUAAUAUGAUCGUUUUAUGUAUUGGUUUUAUUGCUGUAUCUGUGUUCAUGUGCUAAAUGCACUGGUUUUACUGCAAAGUGUCUUUGAGUAGCAACAUGUAAAAAGCACUAUAACAUUUAUGAGUAUUUAGCCUAUACUUAAAAGUGAA
Pungitius pungitius (ninespine stickleback) is the source of this 4778-nucleotide messenger RNA. Its product is annotated as NACHT, LRR and PYD domains-containing protein 4C-like. Lineage: Eukaryota; Metazoa; Chordata; Actinopteri; Perciformes; Gasterosteidae. Gene Ontology annotation, biological process: intracellular signal transduction. Gene Ontology annotation, molecular function: protein binding. The record is from RefSeq and is a predicted model, not a curated record.